This is a messenger RNA of Camelus dromedarius (Arabian camel), 3210 nucleotides long. It is a transcript of the gene ZNF354A, whose product is annotated as zinc finger protein 354A. The transcript has 5 exons. Gene Ontology annotation, biological process: regulation of DNA-templated transcription. Bases 826 to 2646 code for a protein of 606 amino acids. The record is from RefSeq and is a predicted model, not a curated record. NCBI's taxonomy places the organism in Eukaryota, Metazoa, Chordata, Mammalia, Artiodactyla, Camelidae.
CCGCGCCCCUGCCCCUGACGCGGCGGGUCGGGCACUUGGCCCGCACCGGCCCGGCCCCUCCUGCUUCCUCCCGACCCGCUCCCAGCGCGCUCCCGGCCUGGUCCCGGCCGGCCUUGAAUUUGCCCCCUGACGGCAGCGGACGUGAGAAAAUGAUUUCCUCCCUUUAGCAUCGCCACUGCCCUCCUGGGUGACAGGCGUAAUGGCCUGUUUUGCACGGAAAGUGAGUUGCCGGCUUCCCCCGGUGGCAGAGCCAGGACGGGAACCCAGGGCUUUGGUUUAUGUGACAGCAGCCCCCUCCUCGCCAUAGGAGAGCUGGUCUUCUUGUCUUUACUCUUUCCAAAGCAGCUUUCUCUAGAAUUUUGGAAUUGUGUCCUUGAUAGGAGUCGGAGGAGGCGGGUGGAAAGGCUUGAGGUAGAGAAAAGUUGUCACAUUUAUGCAGUGAGGUUGGAGCAGGUGCAGGCUGGAAUCCCGGUGCCACCCUCACUGGCUAUGUGGACGGGAACAAGAUGCCUCCUCUUUGCCCUCAGUUUCCUGAUCUGUAAAAUGGGGCUGCUGACAACGGUAGCUGUUCGGUGGGACUGAACGAUGUAGGUGCUGCCUGGCACCCGGUGAGGCUCGGGGAGUUGCUGCUGCUAUUACUGAUGGAAUCUUACGUUUUUCCCUCAGAGCCGGGGAGAGAGCUGGGUCCUGAGCCAGGAUGGUCCAGCCUUUCUCUCUGGACUUGCUGGCUUUUGGCUCUUUCUACCUUCUUUCUCUCUCUGCAGGCACGUGAAUCAUUCUCAGAUCUGGCCUCUGGAGACUCCACCCAUCCUUGAGAAAGAGGACAUGGCUACUGAACAAAGGGAAGCAAGGUCUCAGAUGUCAGUGACGUUCGAGGACGUGGCUGUGCUCUUUACGCGGGACGAGUGGAGGAAGCUGGGUCCUUCUCAGAGGAGCUUGUACCAGGACGUGAUGCUGGAGAACUACAGUAACCUGCUCUCGCUGGGGCUCCCGUUUUCCAAACCCAAAGUGAUCUCCCUGUUGCAGCAGGGAGAGGACCCCUGGAAGGUGGAGAGAGACAGUCCUGGAGGCGCCUCUCUAGGAUGGAAGAGCAGUUAUAAAACCACAAAGUCAACUCAGACGCAAGAUUCUUCAUUUCAGGAGCUGAUAAUGAAAAGAUCCAAAAGGAAUGGACCCUGGGACUGCAAAUCAGAAAAGCCCUGCAUGUAUGAGAAUGGAUUAGAGAAGAAGCAGGAGAAAAAAGAAGGUGUUCAGGAAGUUUUAGUCACUCACAGAAAAAUCCUCACUCUAGAAAGAAAACAUAAAAAUACUGAAUUUAGCCAAAACGUCAGCCCAAAGUCAGUCCUUGUUAGACAGCAGUUGGUUCCCAGAGAACAAAUACCACCAAAAUGUGAGAUACAAGGAAACAGCUUCAAACAGAAUUCAAAGGUACUUAAUCAACAAAAAAUCAACACAGCAGAAAAACGCUAUAAAUGUAGUAUGUGUGAGAAAACCUUUAUUAAUACUUCAUCCCUUCGUAAACAUGAGAAAAACCAUAGUGGAGAGAAAUUAUUUAAAUGUAAAGACUGUUCAAAAGCGUUUAACCAAAGUUCAGCUCUUAUUCAACAUCAAAUAACUCAUACUGGAGAGAAACCCUAUAUAUGUAAGGAAUGUGGGAAAGCCUUCACUCUCAGUACAUCCCUUUAUAAGCACUUAAGAACACAUACUGUGGAGAAAUCCUAUAGAUGUAAAGAAUGUGGUAAAUCCUUCAGCCGAAGGUCAGGCCUUUUUAUACAUCAAAAAAUCCAUGCUGGAGAAAACCCCUAUAAAUACAACCCAGGCAGGAAGGCGUCCAGUUGUGGUACAUCCCUUCCUGGAUGUCAGAGAAUUCAUUCCAGGAAGAAGUCCUAUUUAUGUAAUGAAUGUGGCAAUACCUUUAAGUCCAGCUCAUCCCUUCGUUACCAUCAGAGAAUUCACACUGGAGAGAAACCUUUUAAAUGCAGUGAAUGUGGGCGAGCCUUCAGCCAGAGUGCAUCUCUCAUUCAGCAUGAAAGAAUUCACACUGGAGAGAAGCCCUAUAGAUGUAAUGAAUGUGGAAAAGGCUUCACUUCCAUUUCACGGCUUAAUAGACACCGAAUAAUUCAUACUGGUGAGAAGUUUUAUAAUUGUAAUGAAUGCGGUAAAGCCUUAAGUUCCCACUCGACGCUUAUUAUUCAUGAACGAAUUCAUACUGGAGAGAAACCAUGCAAAUGUAAAGUGUGUGGGAAAGCCUUCAGACAGAGUUCAGCUCUCAUUCAGCAUCAGAGGAUGCACACUGGAGAAAGACCCUACAAGUGUAACGAGUGUGGGAAGACGUUCCGGUGUAACUCAUCCCUCAGUAAUCAUCAGAGAAUUCACACAGGAGAGAAGCCGUAUCGAUGUGAGGAGUGUGGGAUAUCUUUUGGCCAGAGUUCAGCUCUUAUUCAACACCGGAGGAUUCAUACAGGAGAGAAACCCUUCAAAUGUAAUACAUGCGGGAAAACUUUCAGACAGAGCUCGUCACGUAUUGCCCAUCAGAGGAUUCACACUGGAGAGAAACCUUAUGAGUGUAAUACCUGUGGGAAACUCUUUAAUCACAGAUCAUCUCUCACUAAUCACUAUAAAAUCCAUAUGGAAGAGAACCCCUAGAAAGUAGAUCUGCAUGCGUGAAAGCCUGAAACCAAAGCUCAUCAGGACACAUGAGAGUGAUGUAAUAAAUGUGAUAGAGAUGAGAACCCUUUCUAUGAUUUAGUCCUCAUAAGAUAUUAAAUUCCAAGGAUAGACCUUGACUAAUGACUGUUCUGCUGAGGAAAGUGGAAGGUGUUCAUGCCUGUCAGAUGCUUUUUAUAAUAACCUGAAAUGAAGAAUUGACAACGUGGAGACACUGACUUUGGGCACUUAUACAAUUGUUUCUACCGCAGUGUACGCUCCGUAUCACGUGAUUGUCAUAAACAUCUGGGUGAGGAGGGGAGGUGUGCACUGGAUUUCUCAUUUUAAAAAAACUAUAAACAAUGCUUUUUAAAUAACAUUUUUAAUAGCACAUAAAAGGUAUGGUCAAAGAAAUUAUACAUUUUUAGAGAAAAGGACCAAAUAAAAGAUAAAGAUGAACUGUGAACUACCUCUCACUUUCCAGGCUUUGUCCUUUUCCUGACCUGUUAUCAAACUUCGUGCAUGGAUUUCAUUUAAAAAUAGAAAUAAAAGUCUUUUCUCUUC